Molecule: messenger RNA, 1353 nt
Organism: Lactuca saligna
Lineage: Eukaryota; Viridiplantae; Streptophyta; Magnoliopsida; Asterales; Asteraceae
Source: the annotation of a GenBank genome assembly
AUGGAAGAACACGGCGGAAGACGGUGGCCAGUACUGGUGGUGCUUGCAGCAUCCCCGUUUCAUGGCCAUAUGACCCCUACUCUCCAGCUAGCAAAAGCCCUUCAUGCCAAUGGGUUCUCUAUAGCCAUUGCUCACUCCAAACUGAACCCUCCUAACCCUUCUAACCAUCCUUCCUUCAUUUUCCUCCCUCUUUCCGACAACUUAUCCGCUAUUGAUGACUCCGGUAGCUUCAGUAAUUUCAUCCACACUCUCAACAAAAACUGCAAACCAUCCUUCCAAAAACACGUGACUCGUUUGAUCGGUGAACAAAAUAGAGGAAACAAAUCAAUCGUUGUCAUCUAUGACAACCUUAUGUUUUGUGCAGGAAGCGUUGCUGCCGAUCUGAAUCUUGUCGCCAUAGUCUUCCGCAGUUGCAGUGCAGCGUACUUUCCGGCUAACCUUGUCCGUCAGCAGCUCCAUCAAGAAAGCAGAUUUCUUGAACAAGAUUAUGUGAUGCAGGAGAUGGUGCCAAAUCAUCAUCCUCUCAGGUAUAAAGAUCUGCCCUUUUCAAAAUCACCUAUUGAAGAUUGGCAGCAACUGUUUGCCAUUAUCAGCCAAUCGAUACGACCCUCUGCAGUUAUUUGGAACACCAUCAAAGUUCUCGAACGUGAAGCCUUAACCCAAAUCCAGAAGUACUACCAGGUUCCAGUUUUUUCAGUUGGGCCUCUACACAAAAUAACACCAACUGAUCUCCAUACUAGUUUUCUCGAAGAGGACACUAGUUGCAUUGCGUGGCUCGACAAACAACCUCCCAAAUCCGUGAUUUACAUAAGCUUCGGAAGCUUAAUGACUUUGGACAAGAAACUGCUCACCGAGAUGGCAUGUGGGAUAGCCAAAAGCAACCAGCGGUUCAUAUGGGUGGUUAGACCGGGUUCAGUUUGUGACUCGGAAUGGACUGAGUUCUUGCCGGAGGGUUUCAUAGAGGAGACUAGAGAACGUGGCUUGAUUGUAAAAUGGGCGCCCCAAAAGGAAGUGUUGGCCCAUUUUGCUGUUGGUGGAUUUUGGAGUCAUUGUGGUUGGAAUUCGACAUUGGAGAGUAUUUCGGAAGGUAUUCCGAUGAUAUGCCAACCGUUUAAUAUAGACCAAAUGGUGAAUGCACGUUACGUGAGUUAUGUAUGGAAGAUAGGGUUGGAAUUGGAGGAUUUAGAGAGUGGGGAAAUGGAAAGUAUGAUUAGGAGAGUUAUGGUGGAUGAAGAAGGGGAGGAGAUGAGAGUUAGAGCAAUCGGAAUGAAGGAAAUGGUUAAAGAAGCAGUGCAAAAUGGUGGUUGUUCAUAUGAUUCGUUGGAGGAGUUGGUGGGUUUCAUUUCGUCGUAA